Tarenaya hassleriana is the source of this 2738-nucleotide messenger RNA. RefSeq names its product pre-mRNA-splicing factor ATP-dependent RNA helicase DEAH10. The transcript has 13 exons. The coding region runs from base 193 to 2304 and encodes 703 amino acids. NCBI's taxonomy places the organism in Eukaryota, Viridiplantae, Streptophyta, Magnoliopsida, Brassicales, Cleomaceae. Gene Ontology annotation, biological process: positive regulation of transcription by RNA polymerase I. Gene Ontology annotation, cellular component: nucleolus; intracellular anatomical structure. Gene Ontology annotation, molecular function: ATP hydrolysis activity; RNA binding. The record is from RefSeq and is a predicted model, not a curated record.
AGCACUUAGAAAGCCUUACCCUAGUUGACCGACGUCAUCACUGUCGGAGCCUCGGCCGAAUCCACCGGAAAUACGCCGGAAUCGUCGACAUCACGAGCGCUUCUCCAACUCCUCCUCUCCUAGCCGCGAAUUAGUGCCCCCAAGAGAGAGAGAGAGAGAGAGAGAGUUCAGUUUCACUACAGAAGGUUGGAGAUGCCAGCAAUGGCGCAGGGAGAGCUCAAUAGCCCCGCCCAAAGCCGCAAACCUAAUCCCAAGUCUCCGAUUCACUCUUUUGCCAGGAGGCAAAAGAUCGCGGAACAUAGAAAGUCUCUUCCAAUUGCUUCAGUGGAGAAAAGGCUGAUUGAGGAGGUCAAGAAGAACGAUAUUCUGAUUAUUGUUGGUGAAACCGGAAGCGGCAAAACAACUCAGUUGCCUCAGUUCCUAUACAAUGGUGGGUUCUGUCGGGAGGGAAAGGUGAUAGGGGUAACACAACCGAGACGUGUGGCUGCUGUCACGGUUGCUAAGAGGGUAGCUGAAGAAUGUGGUGUCGAGUUAGGGCAAAAGGUCGGAUAUUCCAUCAGGUUCGAUGACACAACUUCCAGUUCAACAAGGAUCAAGUACAUGACUGAUGGACUAUUGUUGAGGGAAGCGCUGUUGGAUCCUUGCCUUUCGAGAUACUCGGUCAUUGUUGUUGAUGAAGCCCAUGAGAGGACUGUUCAUACUGACGUUUUGCUAGCCUUGCUGAAAAAGGUGCACCGGGCAAGGUCAAAGCCUGCAAAUGAGAAUGGAAACGAGAGAGACGGACAGAAAAACGAUGUAUUAAAGGGGUGUCAAGGCAGGAAACUAUCUCCUUUGAAGCUGAUCGUUAUGUCUGCCAGUUUGGAUGCACGUGUUUUCUCCGCCUAUUUCGGAGGUGCCAGAGCUGUUCAUGUCCAAGGUCGACAGUUCCCUGUUGACAUACUCUAUACCAUUCAUCCCGAAUCAGAUUAUAUAGAUGCAGCCUUGGUCACCAUAUUUCAGAUCCAUUUGGAGGAGGGUCCAGGUGAUAUACUCGUUUUCUUCACCGGGCAAGAAGAGAUUGAAUCCGUUGAGAGGCUUGUCCAAGAAAGACUUCAGCAUUUACCCGAAGCCAACCGGAAGCUACUGGCAGUUCCCAUCUUUUCCGCUCUGCCAUCGGAGCAGCAGAUGCGAGCUUUUGCCCCGGCUCCGGAAGGGUUUCGUAAGGCUAUUUUGGCUACGAAUAUCGCCGAGACUUCUGUUACGAUUCCUGGAAUCAAGUACGUGAUAGACCCCGGGUUUGUAAAAGCACGGAACUAUGAUCCAACCAAAGGGAUGGAAUCAUUAGUUGUUGUUCCGACAUCAAAAGCACAAGCUCUACAAAGGAGUGGACGUGCUGGACGUGAGGGACCUGGGAAGUGCUUCCGUCUAUAUCCGGAGCGAGAAUUUGAAAAGCUGGAGAAUUCAACCAAGCCGGAAAUCAAGCGGUGCAAUCUCUCUAAUGUGAUUUUGCAGCUUAAGGCUCUGGGUAUUGAUGAUAUCAUCGGGUUUGAUUUCAUAGAUAAGCCUUCAAGGUCGGCGAUUGAAAAAUCAUUGGAACAGCUGUGGUUGCUGGGCGCGUUGACACGUGAUUGUAAAUUGGAGGAUCCGGUUGGACACCAGAUGGCACGGCUACCAUUGGAUCCUAUUUAUUCGAAAGCUUUAAUCAUGGCUAACCAAUUCAAUUGCCUCGAAGAAAUGCUGAUCACUGUAGCAAUGCUGUCUGUUGAAUCAAUAUUCUAUGACCCUCGUGAUCGAAAAGACGAGGCGAGAACAGCGAUGAAGCAUUUUACCAACAUCGAGGGAGACCACCUAACUUAUGUGAACGUCUAUCGAGAAUCCAACGAGCUUUUGGAGAAGAGAAAGAAGGCGGACAGUGGUGUGACCAAAACCGACAAAGUUUUGAAGAAAUGGUGUAAGGAAAACUUUGUGAAUAACAGAUCUUUGAACCACGCUCGAGAUGUUUUCAGGCAAAUCCGGGGGCAUGUCGAGCAGAUGGGUUUUCACGUGUCGUCCUGCGGAGACGAUACACUCGAGUUUCGCAGGUGUCUUACCGCAUCGUUUUUCCUCAACGCUGCCUUGAGACAACCCGACGGUACAUACAGGGCAUUGGCGAGUGGCGAAACGGUCCAUAUCCACCCAACGUCGGUACUGUUCAGGGGAAAGCCAGAGUGUGUAAUCUUCAACGAGCUGAUGCAAACCAGCAAGAAGUACAUCCGGAACAUAACGAGAAUAGAUUCCUCGUGGUUGAUCGAGCUCGCUCCCCAUUAUUACUCCUCGAACCCGUGAAUCCUUUUGUCACGUCCGUUCUAUCGCAAUCGAGACUUGAAAGCCAGAGCCAGAGCCAGAGCCAGAGCCAUGAACUGGUUUUACUUGUUGGGUCCUCUCUCUUGUGCAGACAAGAGGUUUUGUUUCUUCUGUUGAGGCAUGGAAUUAAAACAUGUUCAGUAAGAGGGGAGCUCAGGUCGGGUACCCGGAUUUUGUAGUAAUUAGUCCCAGGUUUCGGGGUAUUAUCUCGAUUCCGAUCUUGGAUACCUGCGGUGCGGGUACCUGUAGCUGUAGCUGAAGUCGGAUCCCCGUGUUGACUCUUUGACUUUAGGAGGGGUUUUUUGGUAAUUUGGUAUAUAAACGUUGUGUUAAUUUUAUCGGCGUAUAAUUGUUGUGGUUCGGAAGAAUCUGAAUCUGAAUCCGCCAAUUAAAGAAUAUUUUUUUGUUACUAAAUA